Suillus bovinus is the source of this 1184-nucleotide messenger RNA. RefSeq names its product small GTPase superfamily. The record is from RefSeq and is a predicted model, not a curated record. Gene Ontology annotation, biological process: small GTPase-mediated signal transduction. Lineage: Eukaryota; Fungi; Basidiomycota; Agaricomycetes; Boletales; Suillaceae. Gene Ontology annotation, molecular function: GTPase activity; GTP binding; GDP binding. The transcript has 5 exons. Gene Ontology annotation, cellular component: plasma membrane. The coding region runs from base 305 to 874 and encodes 189 amino acids.
CGUUCAGUGUAAGACCCCGUAUGUGACUAGUACAGGAGUUCCUCCCUUGGAGAAUCCAAUUACCUCUAUUUCCCAUUCGUAUUUAUAUAAACCUAUCCUACCCAGACACCGGGAGGAAUAACCCACUGGAGUUUCAAUCAAAGGUAGCGCUCGCUGACGCACUCUAAGGCUAAACUUACUUGGGGUCACAGUUCCACAUUUGCCACAAACUGUUUACAUUUUUUUUGUCUCUUCAUCGUCCUCCGCCUUCUUCGUCUCUCUCUUCCACUUCUCUCGUUUAUUUCAUAUACACUAUCUUGUUAAUAUGGCUGCCAACACUUUGAGGAAGAGAAAAAUCGCAGUUCUAGGUUCCCGUUCAGUCGGCAAAUCUUCUCUUGUCGUACAAUUCAUCGAGAACCAUUUUGUUGAUGCAUACUAUCCAACCAUCGAAAGCACCUUCUCGAAAGGCGUAGCUUAUAGAGGCAUAGAAUAUGACUGUGACAUCAUCGACACCGCUGGCCAGGAUGAAUACUCCAUUCUCAAUUCUAAACAUGCAAUUGGUAUUCACGGCUACGUCCUCGUAUACUCAGUCACCUCAAGACGAUCUUUUGACAUGAUCAAAAUCGUAUACGACAAAAUCGUCGAUUUUUGUGGCAAAAACGAUAUCCCAUGCGUCAUCGUUGGUGCUAAAACUGAUUUACAGACGAGUAGACAGGUGGCUCCAAAUGAAGGAGAAGAACUAGCAAAACUCAACAACGCUGCUUGGGUCGAGACUAGCGCAAAGAAUAACGUCAACGUUGGCAAGGUCUUCGAGCUAUGUCUUGCGGAGAUUGAGAAACGGUCACCGUCUGGCAAAACGGACCAGCCAGAAGCAAGCAGGUGUCUCAUUAUGUGAUAGACGCCACUCGCCCGUCCCUGGUCUCCUUGUUGUCAUGCUCUCCGGUUACCCGGUCUCUUUUCAUACCCUGAGCCGCUCGUUUUUCCUUGCACAAGUAUUUCCUUUCACUCCCUAGGAGUUCUUCACCUUAUCUGAUUUUUUUUCAUCGGAUUAGACUGUUUCUUUAUAAUCCGCUACAUUGGUCAACGUCUUGUUGCGACUUGUACAGCGUGUAAAAUAAUUCUUUCCUAGGGUCUUUCUGUCUGGUUUUCGACAGUACUAGUAGUGUCUUCCCUGGUGGUUCAUAAUUCAUAUUCAUAUCUCCACA